Pogonomyrmex barbatus (red harvester ant) is the source of this 829-nucleotide messenger RNA. RefSeq lists its product as uncharacterized. NCBI's taxonomy places the organism in Eukaryota, Metazoa, Arthropoda, Insecta, Hymenoptera, Formicidae. The record is from RefSeq and is a predicted model, not a curated record.
GUUUCGAUUUUUGAUGAGCAAGAGAUGACACGCGCGCGGGAAAUGCGUUUUACACAAAUUAAGUUACAUGCAUGAGUGGUGUUUCUAUAAAAAAAAUUAUCGUUGAACAUAUACUUUCUUGGCGUUACAUCCGAGAGAGACGCGUAGUGUAAAUCAUUACUAAUUGACUUAGAAAAUAUAUCUAUGCAUCGCGUUAGUGUUACCAUCAUCGCUACUAUUUGUUUCCUCGUACUGAUAGUAAAGGCGGAAGAGGCUGUCCAACAGAAUCAACAAUCGUUGGACCUGAGAAAUGUCGCUAUCGAAGAUCAGGCGGACAGCGGUGCGACGCACAUCAGAGAAAAGAGAACAUUGCUUUUGAAGAAGAAGCUGCUCGGCGCUGGUCUUCUCGGAUUCGGUCUUGGCGUCGCAAAAGGUUACAAAGCUGGUUACUACAGCGCACCGGAAGUCCAUCACGUUUACCUUUCUCCACCGGUGAAGUACGUAGAGUACGUGGAGAAACCCGUUUAUAUCGAGAGAAUUGUUCCAAAACCCAUUUACAAACCGCAUGCCGAGUAUGCUGCGCCAGUUUGGUCGCAACCAGACCCAUCUUACGGCGGCUGGUAGAUCUGGAAUACAGUUCGCAUUAAUAACAUCGUAUCAGUCUGAUCUCCUUUUACCUCGGAAAUUUUAGGAACAGCCAAAAAUUACGCAUGCAUCAUGUUGAGUCUCAGUCAGGUCAUCCAACUUUAAAUAUAGGCAUAAGAUUAUCUAGAUUAUCUAUUAUAGUAAUAAAAAAAAUUGUUAUUUUUGUUACUGAUGUUACAGAUUAAUAAAUAACGAUUACUAAAUA